Messenger RNA from Ostrinia furnacalis (Asian corn borer), 2407 nucleotides. RefSeq lists its product as uncharacterized. The transcript has 3 exons. The coding region runs from base 289 to 1047 and encodes 252 amino acids. Lineage: Eukaryota; Metazoa; Arthropoda; Insecta; Lepidoptera; Crambidae. The record is from RefSeq and is a predicted model, not a curated record.
AAUCGUUGCGCACACACGCGCCUGCUUAUUUCAAGUCAGGUGCCUGCCACUUGCCAGUGCUGGGGCGUGCGCAUUAGCUCAUACGCCUCCCGCGAUUGCAUCGCGCUUGUCGAACCUCCGCGCAUCUCGUGACGAGAAUAACAAUCGGUGAUUCGAACGUAGCACAUAAAAUACGACUCCAUAUGUGGAUAGGACUUGCAGACCUGUGGUAAUGGUGUUCAAACAAACUAAACGGUGCGUCAGUGUGCAAAAUAUCCUAGCGGAGUGUAGACUUUUCUGAGUGUAGUGAUGCCGGGAAACGCUGGAAGCCCUUACUGGGCCGCUGUGGACUUCGACAGUGAAGGAGACGAUGACCAGUCGCCGCCUCCGAACCACCGGGUGUACUUAGACCCGUGGGAUACGGAGGCAUAUGGUAUGAUGCAGGGGGAGACUACAGCGGAGUCAAGUCAAGGGGAGAAUUUUAACUCUUUCGCUGGGGAGCCGGUUAGUGCCAGCUUUUAUUACGUCCCGACUAAGAACUACGAUUCGUCGGAAGAAGCGCCUGUGCCGCCGCCUCGGAGGAUCACUCCUCCCGAAGAAGUGCCGGACUACGGAGUGUAUGGACGGAAGUUAACCAGAUCCAUGAUAACCGACAUUCAGCCUGAUAUGGCAAUUUAUGGGGAAAGAGUCAUCCGGGACAGAAGAAGAUCCAUGUACAUAGAGGAGCCGAUAUACGCGCCGCAUCCCGUACUCUACGAGCCUGUAUACGGCCACAUACCACCUCCUCCCGGGUAUAUGCCUCCGCCCCCAAGAUCCCGUAUGUCUUUGCCUCACCACCCUGAGUAUGUUAUGGCAAGCCUUGGUUACAGCAAGCAGAGACGGCAUUCCAGGUUGACAGACGCGUACGAGCAUUUCGCGUACGAGAGCCUGUCUCCGGAAUACGAGGACUGGGCGCGGCCGCUGCCCAAGGCUGCCCCUGACAACUUCCAUCUGUCCAGGUACGGCCAUCUUCAGAUCGACUACUCCUGCAGUUGGAACUCUCUAGAUAGACUUAUUCGUAACCAGUAGUAGCUACGAUAUCGUAGUCGACUCUACAAAGCAGCAGGAGACAUGUCGUCCCAACACUACUGCCCCUAGACAAGUGGCAAAAUGUGACUUUGUAAUGUCAAAAGAUGGUCGAAAGGCCUUUUUUGUAUGGAGUUACAACGGAUUCGACUUCCGACCAUCCGAAGUAACGUAGUGUGAGCAAUAUGACGCUGUUGCUGCGUGGAUACGGCUAGGAUAGGAACUUAUACCUUUAUUGUCUGUUGUAUUUAUGUUAGUGACCCUUGGUGACUGCCAAAGAAUGUCUUAGAGACAAGUGUUGGUAACGAAGCUUAAGCUGAACGCACACCUAAAUUACAAUAGGCGUCAGAUCUAAGAAAUGAGCAAGGAAGGCGAAAUUGCUAUGGUAGGUAUGGGACUAUGGGUUCACCUUUAGUAUGCUCUAUCUUAUCUCUUUUAUACUUUUGUACUUUAGAAAGUUACUUAAGAGAGUCAAUGAGCUUAGAUAUAUUUUAAAAUCAUCUAGUAUUAAUUAAUUUUUCAUGUUGAGUGUCUACAGCAUUGGCAGAUACUUGAUUACAAAUUAUAUUUAUUAAGGGAUAUGAAAGCACGUAAGAAAGCUGUGAACAAUUGAUGAAACUCUACUCUGGUAGAGCGUUAUUAAAGUUAAAUUUAAAUAUUUAGAACUUCUAAGUACCUUUGCACCAAAAAUGGCACAAACUGCAUUAUACACCUGCUACAAUCCAAAGUAGGUACCUUUAAUUUUUUUUUGAAGGUAAUGACACAAUUUGUUCUACCUACCUACGAGUACAUUAUUUUAUCAAGAUACAUUCCGCCCUUGUUAUCAACUCGGUGUUUCUGUGAACUUAAUAUCUUCCCAUGAACUCUCACCAUGAGAAGUAUGCAAUAUUUAAAAUGGCAUACAAUAGGUGCAUACAAAGCCGGUACCUGUGAAAGGUCAAGCAUGAAGUUGUCUAAAAAUAGUAAAGCAUCUUAGAUUAGAUUUUUUUGAGUAACUAUCUUACUUUAUUAAAAGUAUAAUGAUGUUAGAUUUUAAAAUAUCUUAUUUCAUUGUUUUAGUUCAGCCUACAUUUGUUAAUGUAAAUAUGUAAUUUUAUACAUAAGAUAUUAUUAGUGUUGUAACUUAACAUAAUAACUAAAUACAAACAAAUUGUUAAUUUUCACAAACUAGUUAUUUUGAGGGUUCAAUUAUUUAUAGGACGAAAGCAUGUUCUGAAGUAACUUUUUUUAGAAUAAGCCUAGUUCAUGUAUGUAUGAUUAAUUAAAACACCAGUAAAUCAAAAUGAUAAAUUAAUAUAGGAACUUAUAAAGCCAGGUUGUUAUUCUGAUUUAUAUGCGUUUUAAUUAACGCAAGCGUUUAGAA